This is a messenger RNA of Saccostrea echinata, 2160 nucleotides long. Its product is annotated as BAG family molecular chaperone regulator 3-like. The record is from RefSeq and is a predicted model, not a curated record. Lineage: Eukaryota; Metazoa; Mollusca; Bivalvia; Ostreida; Ostreidae. The transcript has 2 exons. Gene Ontology annotation, cellular component: membrane; cytoplasm; cytosol. Gene Ontology annotation, molecular function: adenyl-nucleotide exchange factor activity; protein-folding chaperone binding. Gene Ontology annotation, biological process: protein stabilization. Bases 79 to 1443 code for a protein of 454 amino acids.
CGAGCUUUCCCGAAUGUGGUGGCGCUGUAGUUGCCUCCAGAGGGUUUGAGAAGAAUCGAGAAAAACAUUUAUAAAAACAUGGCUGGCAGACAGUUUUAUCCAAAUCCGUACAAUAAUACUGAUCUUCCACAAGGUUGGGAAAUGUUACACGAUCGUAAUACAGGUUGGCCUUACUUUGUAGACCACAACACAAAAAGUACGAGCUGGGAAGACCCUCGGAUAAGAAUGAGACAGCACGGUUUUGGAUAUCCAGAUCAAAAUUCAUUUUACUCCAGAGAAAUACCUGUGUUCCAUGAAAGUUCUAAACCUCCAAAAUGGACACAUCAAGCAGGACACAGAGCUGGAUCCCCAGCAGGACUUGGGUCUCCAAAGAGAAUGCAGUCACCAGGUCGAAUGGGGUCACCCCAGAGGACGAGUUCACCACCAAGUUCUGCUCCUCAACAAAUGCCAAUGCCACAGCCAUAUCAGAAUGUGAGAGAAAUACCAGUUCAUCACACAUCUUCGACUAAACCAAGUCAGCAACCAGAUCUUCAGGGAUAUACUUUCUAUAAAGGAAAUUCUGGAGGAAACCAAGGUGGCUAUCCUCAACAGGGUUAUCCUCAAACAUCACAGGGUCAAGGAUAUCCUUCAUCACAGGGUCAAGGAUAUCCCCAAGCACCCCAAGGAGGUUAUCCGCAACAGCAGUAUCGACAGAUGCCUCAGCCACAGAUGCCUCAGCCUGCUAAGGAGAUACCUGUGUACCACCAAGGAGAUGUGAAGUACCCUCCACAACAAACUGGGCAUCACCACCAGGUGCCACCACAACAAUACCAGCCCCCACAACAAUAUCAAACACCACCUCAGACACCAACAAAUCAGACCCAGCCUCCACAGCAACAACAGUAUCAUCCAAAGUCGCCAAAACAGGUCCGGCGUCAAGACAAACCAUCACAGAAAACUGCUGAAGUUCCUAAAACGGAGACAAAUGACAGUGAACAAAACAUGACUUCCAGGGAACCUACAGCACAGAAGAGUGCAGAUCAAAUGGACAGUGCCCCAACAGAAACAAAGAAAGAUGAAAAUUGUCCUUUAAAGAGGAUAGAAAAAAUAGUCGGUGAUACAGCACAUAUAAAAGAAGGAGUAAAUGCAUUUUCAGGAAAAAAAUCGGACAAACAAUAUAAAUAUCUAGAGGAAAUGUUAAAUAGAGGGAUUUUAAAAUUAGAUGGAAUUGAGGCCGGUGAUGAUGAGGCUGUGCGAACAGCACGGCGGACAGCAGUGAAGGACAUGCAGUCAUAUCUAGAUCAGUUGGACCUUAAAGCUUUUGUAGAGGAAGAACCCAAAACAGAAGAACCAAUGAAAACAGAUUCUAGUGAAACUAAUCAGGAGAGCUUGGAACCAAUGGAAACGGAAGAUAAAGAGGAAGUCAAGAAGCAGGAACCAGAGGAUAAUGCUGAUGCAUCAUAACCAGAUGUUGUGUCCUUUAACAUAUUCAAAUUUGAGGUGGACAGAGUGCAUGCUUAUUUAAACUUAGUGAUAGCAAUGUUUGUAUGGAUAGAUAUUUUUUUGUUUGUAAAACUGCUUUUGAAGUUGUUUUUGUUAAUAUGUUGAGAGAGACUGUUGAAUGGUUAUUUAUUACUUUUUUUUAAAUAUAUAUAUAUACAAGUAAAUAUAUCAGUGUUACAAAAGGUCAUUCAGUACUACAAUUGUGAUGCAAUAAAAGGGAAGUCGAAGAUCUGUAAUUUUUAUUUUUUAAUUUUUUUUUAUUUGGUGAACAUUUGAGGCCAAGACCAUUGAAAAGUUGCAGAGGAUAUGCUUAGAUUAUUAAUGGUUUGAAGUAACACUCUUUUUAACAUUUUUGCCUAUUAACAUAAAAUCAUGCUGCACAUUAUUUGUAAUUCAUUGGAAUUAAGUUGACUGCAAAGAGGGUUGUUGAAAAAUUCAUAUUUAGUAGUAAACACAUCAUUUGCAUUCCAAAUCGUCAAUGAUGUUGUGUAUUGUACCAUAAUAAUCACUUUUCAUUAAUGGUAUUCACAAUGAUAUUGAACACAAAAAACAAAUUUCAAAUGAAUUUUAUUUUAAUGUUUAUAUGGAACUUUUUUUCACAAUGCAAAAUAUGGUUGCAUUUAAUCAUCAGUAGUACCACAAGGCUUGCUAAACAUCAAUAAAUUUAUUUAAAGACAA